CGGGCGGCAGUGGAGCGGCUAUCUGGCCGAGCUGGUGCCUGCUGCGUCAGUCGCGUCGAGGAUGCGCCGCCCGCAGCAGCAGGUGCCGGGGACCGCGCCGCUGGCCGUGCUCCUGGCGGCCGCUGGCUGCGUCGCCCUGGUCGCCGCUGAGCCGCCCAGGCUGCAGGAUGUCUGCUCCCGCGAGCAGGGCAACGUCAGCUGCACCUGCUCCCAGCAGCACCCGGAGAUCGAUGUGGUGUCUAACGACACGGGUUUCCUGUCGGGUGCAUAUAUGAUCACGAUCGAGAACUGUUCCGUGGUGAAACUUGGGGCGCACACACUGGAGAAGGCAGCUGGACUCCAGAAGCUCAGGGUGCUGAAUGUGUCACACCUGGAGCUGGAGUCGAUACUACCCAAAUCGCUCAGGGAGCUCGUCCUGUCAGGCAUCGGCGAGCUCGCCUCCAUCCCAGUGGCCAUAUUCCAGGAAAUUGAGAAAAUGGAGACGUUAAUCACACGAGACGUCGCAUUUAAAGAGCUGGAAUCUCAUUUUCUUAAUGGGAUAACACUGAAUUAUACGGAAAUAGCAGGAUGCCGGUUUCCGAACCUCAGCAGCGAUUCGUUGUAUAUUGAGAGCCAGCAGGCGGUGGUGAAGAGCAACAAAUUCGGCGGCCUGAGCGCACGCGCCCUGACGGUGCAGUCAGAGGACGCUACCGUGUCGGAUAACACCUUCGCGGCCCUGGCCAGCGGCAGCAUACGGUGGCACCACUGGUCCCAGGGAGGAAAGUCGAAGCUGUCGUUUCAGAGGAAUACCAUCCAGGCGCUGGAGGCUGGCGCGCUCUCCGGACUGAGAGCCAGCGAGAGCUCGACGUCGAUCUCCGACAACGUGCUGCUGUGCCUUGCUGGAGAGUACGAGCGCUGCAGGGAGCUGGCCGUCUCCGGCGACCUGCGAGUGUGCGACGCCGAGGACGUGUGUCGCUACCGGAAGAGGACCGGCGUGACGGAGGCGCUGGCCAAGGCGCGCGGCUGCGCUGCACGCAGCCCGCUGUCUGCAGAGCAGUGCGCCGUGCUCGCGGUGGGCAACAAACCCUCUGGGGCGGCCUGUCAGCACGCUCCAUCCUCCGUGGUCGGCGUCGCAGCAGCCAUCGCUCUGCUGGCGACCACCUGGUUCACCGUCUAGCUGCCUGUGCUCAAUGAACGCCCGGACGGCCAACUAGACUAACAGACACGCAGUGUCUCGCUUUAACCGUGAAGGACAGUGCAACAAGUAACGAUGAUUUGACCUUAAUAAAUUUGUUGAGACCAACACGACUUUACCAUGAAGUAAAAGGUGUACCUUCCAAUAAUUGUUUUCUGUAUAAUACAAUUCAAAACGUGGGCCAGAACCGUCAUUCUUCCUUACGAUGGGUUUCACUACCGUUAAGAAUUUGGCUGAGGUUGAAACCAUUUUUCUGCCAGGGCUGUCGUCAGAGGUUUGUAAUAUAUUAUUGACAUCUUUCGGCUGUUGCGCCAUUGUCGAUCGAUAUCUGAAAUAUGAGAAGCAGACCUCGACUGUAUUGAGAUGCAGACUGUCAUGUACGUUAAAAUGUUAUAACCAUAAGAAUUUUCGAUACGUAAGAGGAAACAAAUCGUGAGGUAAAACAUUAAUAUAUAUUUGAAGAAAUUCAUGUUACCGGCGUAAGCAGCUUUUAGGAGCUACUACUUUAUUGAAGUCUGGCUUCGGUUGGAAGAUCUAUUUCAAAGAAAAAGUAAAAAUAUUUUAAAAUAAAAACAACUUUACUAAAAAGAGCACAAAAAACACUGGACAGUCACUUGGGACAGUCAUUUAGGUGAAUAUCAAUUUGGUUGUAGGAAGGGAAGAUCAUAUCCCGAACAAGUAUUUAAUUUGAAGUCAGUCACGCACCACAGAUUACCGAACUCAAAAGAUAUUGUAGUAAUAUUUGUCGAUCUUAGAAAGGCCUUCUAUUUCGUUCACAAACUAUAACUAAAAUAGUCCAAGAAUUAGGUGUAAAGUCUGAAUUAGCAAAUCUGAUUCAUAAAACACUCACAGACAUAAUAUUUAAAGAGAAAAUUCAUGGCAGAAAUAUCAUAGUCCUUCGAAACAAACACAGGUGUAUGACAUAGUGAUGGGCUAUCCCCAAUUCUUUUUAACUGUAUUCUAGAAAAAAAAAACAGGGGGAAUUUGGAAAAAGGAACUGAGUGAGUAUAAGAAUUCUAGAAUAAGGUUGGGAAGAGAAAACCAAAAUAUUGGAAUAAACUGUCUUGUAUUUUGUAGGUAAGUUUCUGAAAAUGUGACAUCCGCUGUCACACAAAUUAAUCUCUUAGAAGAAAUAGCCAGUAGAAUUAGCUUAUGGUUUCUUUCAGAAUUUUUUUUACAUAAAUUACAAACGCAAGCUGGAGCCAUGGAUUAAGAAGUAUGUAGAAAAAAUAACAUAAAAGCUGAAGAAACAACUGGCAGAGAAGUGUUUAGGGAAAAAAUACUGAAUGCGGAAGGAUUCCAAGGCAAAAGAAUGCAAAACAAGCAGGUGUGAAGUGGGCAUAAGACACGAAGAAAAGAAA
Messenger RNA from Schistocerca gregaria, 2535 nucleotides. RefSeq lists its product as uncharacterized. The transcript is spliced from 3 exons. The coding region runs from base 62 to 1156 and encodes 364 amino acids. NCBI's taxonomy places the organism in Eukaryota, Metazoa, Arthropoda, Insecta, Orthoptera, Acrididae. The record is from RefSeq and is a predicted model, not a curated record.